AUGCACUCAACCAGUGACGCAACAACUAUAAAUAUUUACUCUGGUGUUCAAAUCGCCCGACUAAUCGAAAAGGGUCUUGAUGAGAAAAAAAAAUUUGAACGUGAUGCUAAAGAUAAAUGUGACGUCAAAUACGACUCUAAAUGCUUUCGAACGGUUGUGUAUGAUUCAAAGAACGUCACCUUCUACGAUGCCGCACCAACUUGCAAAUCAAUGAACAUAGGAAAACCCGCGAAUAUUUACGACCUCACUCAUUUCCAGCUGUUGCGCGCUCACCUACGUUCAGUAAUCCCUGCACGUAGGCCUCAUAUACUCAUUUGGACAGGAAUGGAGUACAAGAGCAAUCAGCUGUUGCUUUCCAAUGGACGAGCAAUCACUAUAGCGACAGAAGUAUGGCAUGCCAAUAAUUAUCCGAAUUCUCUUGCACGCUACUCAAAUGUAUGUGUUGCUGUCAGAAAAGAUCCAGAGAAUAAAUAUCAGGGAACGAUGAAUCGUCAACCAUCCGACCCAUACAGCGGUGUCAUCUGUGAAGUAUGAAAUUCAGUUCAAAAUGUAACAGAUAAAACUUCGUUGACGAAUUGAAUGAUAUUCAGAGUUGAAUUCUUACUUUUUACUUAUAUUAUUCAUUUACUAUCAUUUAACGUAUAACCCAUGUAUUGAAUCGCCUUAUCUGUUGAAACUUUUUGCUCAGUAAAUCAAAUUCAUGGCUGUCUCAACAUAUGUAAUUUUUGUAUAUAACUAAACGUGAUAAUAAAUAUUGAUU
Molecule: messenger RNA, 760 nt
Organism: Styela clava
Lineage: Eukaryota; Metazoa; Chordata; Ascidiacea; Stolidobranchia; Styelidae
Source: RefSeq, a predicted model, not a curated record